UUUCCCUUUCCGUUUCAAAACCCUAGCCGCCUCAUUGGUUCUCUUCUCUCUCAUCGUCAUCGAGGCCAUUUUUGGCAAAGUUGCAGACGCCUUUUGCUUUUUACAGUCUUGUAUGGCCUCAACGGGUAAAGCAUUCAAUGCUUUCACCCGUUACCACCACGAAUCGACCAAACGGUGUGUUAACAGGCUAAUUUACUUAUUUUUUGGUAUUUUUAUUAUGUAUUCAAUGGUCUAACACUCCAAUCCUUUAAUGGUUCUUGUUUGUUUGAGAUUUUGAAUUUUGAGAUCUUAUUGGUUCGCGAUGAACUUUUCAGAUUUGGGUUUAGUUGAUCGAAUCAUGACCCUUGAUGUAUAGUUGACCCAAUCUUGACCCUUCAACACCAAAAAGUGUGAGGAAAAUCCCCAACUUGGAGGACCUCAUCGGGUGAUUUGAGAUUUUAAGGGUUUAAGGGGUUCUAUAAAUAGGGUCUUAUAUUUUUCAGAAAAUAUGAUCGGAAAAAAUUUCUUUAGUUUGCAUAAUACUAAGAAUAUCACUGGUUUUUUGAACUUCGACUUGAAACCCUUUUAAAAUUCUCGGCAGGUUUAAAGUUAUUUAUAUAUAAAAUCUUCUCUUGAGUGUUCUUGUUCGCUGGGAGCGUUUGAAGUAGAUUUCCAAGUUCUAUCUCUUCGAGGCUGUGCCUUAGAAAGGAAUUCCCUCUUUUCAUUUCUGAGUCACUUCUCUACAAAUACAAGGAUUGGGCUGAGGCCCAAUCUUGCUUCUGCCAGAGUGGAAAUUGGCUGUUUGCAAGGGAAGCUGGGUUCUUUUGCGAAGGCCCAACAUGGGUAAAAACUGGGAAGACCCAACUAUGGGUGAAAAUAGUGUUAAUAGAAUCUUUCCAUUACCAUCAAGCAUGAUUCUACCAAAAUUCAUUGCGCCGAGAUUUGUGGGUGGUGGUGUAUUUGUGAUUUCCCAAUUUGAGUAGCGAAAAAUAUCAAGUAAUGGCGGAUGAAAGCAUAUCUAGUAGGGUUACGAGAGGCCUCCAAAUUCCUAGUUAAACAUUCCCCCACUCAACCGAUACGUUAUGCUUCAUAUAUGAACCAUACCAUUAAAGAUGAGUUGCAGGAGAAACUUACCGAUAGACAAUUCUAGCUUUUUUCCAAAACUUUUUUUGGAAAAUAUAUGCAGAUGCAAGUUGACACUGAGGUUCAGGGUCAGUUGUUUAGGUGUUUUAUGGUUAGGGAGUUGAAGCGUAGCAAUAGUGAUGCGUUUGUUAUCGAUAUUAAUGGGACGGAAUUGACAUUCGGUCUUUUUGAGUUUGCAUUAAUUACUGGUUUGAAGUGUUAUGGUGAGGAAAUUGUUUUUGACGAGGGUCGCAACAGACUGUUGGAAGAAUAUUUCGGUGGUUCUGGUAAUAGUGUUUUAAAGAUGACUUUAAAUAAGUGCUUUGAAGACAAGGAUUGGAGUGUUGGUGAUAACGCAGAUGAAGAUACUGUAAAGAUUGCGAUCCUUUAUUUCAUUCAUAAUUACAUACUUUCCAGUGAAAAAAGGAGCGUCACAGUCCCAAGACAUCAUUUUGACUUGGUAGAGAGUGGACGGUACAAAGACUAUACAUGGGGUAAGGAAGCAUUUGAUGAUUUGAUUAAGAGUAUUCACCACAAGAUGGACAGGCCAAAACAGUUUUACUGUUUACGGGGUUUUCCUUUUGCUAUGCAAGUGUGGAUAUAUGAGUGUUGAUCUACUAUUGACUCUAAUUUAGCGGUUAAAACUGCAAGCCGAAUCCCAAGAUUGUUCAACUGAAAAACAGUGAACCCAAAGCCAUUAGUUAACUACUUGAUGACGGGCAUGUUUAAGGACGGAGUAUCUAAGGACAUUCUUAACUUUAAAGAUAUUGUUCUUACCAUGUCAGAGGUUGAGAAGCUUGGUCUGCAAUCCAUACUUGAUCAACAGAUCUGCACCACCACCUCAAAUACACCAAGAGGAAGAUGAAUAUGCGAAACUUAGCACAACACCACCCCAUGUUGCUGCUGCCAAAAAAACUCAAAAGAAGGAUGCAUCAAAAUCUCCACUGCACAAGAAGCCUAGGAAGAUGUCAACGGCACCAUUGCUUGUGCAGAAGUCACCAACCCCAAUCCCAAAAAUGGAUACCCAUGCUAAAGUUGGACAAUCCUCUAAAAAAUCUGCUUCGGUGGCAGAUAAGCCUCUUCAAUCAAAGGAUAAAGAAAAAGCUACUCCAAGUGUCCACCAUGCUCCGGUUGACGACAUAUCUACCAGCAAAUCAGAUGACGUCAAAAGUUUGAGGGAGGAACUUAAUCAAUUUAAGCAGGAAAAUGUUUUUACUGAGCUCAAUUCGCAAAGUUAUUGAUGAAAACUUCGAAAAGGUUUUGGAACAUGUCAAAGGGAAUCAAGAUUCAGCAAAGUGAUGACAGCGGAACUCAUGUUCCUUUACCUGAUGGCACCAUACAUCAAGCAGCUGAUGAUUACAUAGACCAUGAGGAUGGUAUUCGCAUGGAGACUGAUACAGUUGAUGUACAUUCAACAAAGGAAAAGGGUCUUGCACUGGAUAUUCAAGUUGGUAUUGGCAAUGAGAGCGGCGAUAGGGUGAAAGUUUCAACUGAAGAGAUUGUGGAAGAAGGUGAUCUUUCAGGAGAACCCAAGACUUCAGUUGAACGUCCGGCUGAUCAAACAGGGAAAUAUACUAUGGAAGAGAAAAAACAUUUUGAUGAUUCAAAUAAUUCCGAGGUGAUCGCACAGGUGCUAGCAAAUAUAGCAGAAUCAGAAAUGGCUAAUGAACAAGUUCAAGAGGAAAAGACCGGGCAAAACACCAGCUCGACUGUCUUAGAGGAACCCCAGGCAGCAGUUUGUAACGCACAACCUUUAUCUCAGUGUUGUUGCCUGAUAAUUAUUACCCGAGCCAAACCCAGGGAAAGAAAUCAUUUUGCAUCCAUCAGUCCCUUGAGCUACACGCCCCAUUAAAUACAAGUCUUCACCAUUUGUGACAGAUUUUGAUAUGUAUUUAUUCAAGUUUCUAUUUUACUUGAUUGUUUUUUAAUACGCAACUGUUAAUGUUUAAAUAUAAAAUACACACGUAGUAGUUCGGGAACGAAUCAUGUUCCUGUGUUUGAUGAAAAAUAUCCAUUCCAGCAAGAUCCCAUUACUGGUCCACUUGAUGUACAAAUUGUUGAUGAAUAUCGUAAUUGGCUUCGUAAUGGUCUGCUUGUGAGGCAUGAUAGCAAGUAU
Messenger RNA from Lycium barbarum (goji berry), 3217 nucleotides. RefSeq lists its product as uncharacterized. NCBI's taxonomy places the organism in Eukaryota, Viridiplantae, Streptophyta, Magnoliopsida, Solanales, Solanaceae. The record is from RefSeq and is a predicted model, not a curated record. The transcript has 9 exons. The coding region runs from base 2342 to 2953 and encodes 203 amino acids.